This is a messenger RNA of Cheilinus undulatus (humphead wrasse), 3527 nucleotides long. RefSeq names its product actin binding LIM protein family, member 3 (gene ablim3). NCBI's taxonomy places the organism in Eukaryota, Metazoa, Chordata, Actinopteri, Labriformes, Labridae. Gene Ontology annotation, molecular function: actin filament binding. Gene Ontology annotation, biological process: cilium assembly; lamellipodium assembly; cytoskeleton organization. The coding region runs from base 396 to 2432 and encodes 678 amino acids. Gene Ontology annotation, cellular component: stress fiber; actin cytoskeleton. The record is from RefSeq and is a predicted model, not a curated record. The transcript has 22 exons.
GGAGCUGGAAUCAGCGAGGAGCGAAAAUGUGAAGGUGGACUCUGUCAGAGCAGCGUUGUGUUGAGACUGACGACCGAUAAAUACAGCGGAAAUUCCUGCACGGCAACAACGGGAGCUUUAAUUAGGAAUUUAAAGAAAAAAAACACUGGAAAUAUCCUCGCUUUUUUCUUUUAUUUCUUCAUUUUUGUGUCUCUAUUCCUGCCUCUAUCCACCUUGUCAGACUGGGAGCAGUGUUGCGGAGAGUGAGGAGCAUCUUUUUUUUAUUUCAUCUGGAUAUUCAUUUUUAAUGACACCGUUUGGAUGGAGUAAAGUGUUCCGUGUGAAGAUUCCCUCCUCCUUUAUGGGAUUAUUGUCGACGGGGGCGCUUUGUUUCAGAUAAGAGCUCAUUGGGCAUCAUGAGUUCCAGUGCUUCUCACCAAGGCUCUCUUGGUGGUGAACGAAGCUCUGGAUCAAUCCGGUGCCAGCGAUGUCGAGAGGUGUGCAAAGGAGAGGUGGUUCGAGUGCAAGAAACCCACUUCCACGUCAAGUGUUUUACAUGUGCCGUGUGUAACUGUGAUCUGGCUCGUUCCGGCUUCUUCCAGAAGAAGGGCGAAUACAUCUGCACGGCCGACUACCAGCGUCUGUACGGGACACGCUGCGACCGCUGUGACAUCUUCAUCACAGGAGAGGUGGUUUCUGCACUGGGACGGACGUACCACCCCAAGUGCUUUGUCUGCAGUAUCUGCUGUAAACCCUUCCCCAUUGGAGACAGAGUGACGUUCAGUGGAAAGGACUGCGUGUGCCAGCACUGCUCUCACACACUCGUCAAGCCAAAUGAACCAAUCAAGAUCCACGGGCCCAGCCAUUGUGCCGGUUGUGGAGCUGAGAUUAAGCAGGGCCAGUCCCUGCUGGCGUUGGAGAAGCAGUGGCACGUCAGCUGCUUCAGAUGUCGGACCUGCAACAUGGUCCUCACAGGGGAGUACAUCAGCAAGGAUGGAGUGCCGUAUUGUGAAGCCGAUUACCACGCCCAGUAUGGGGUGAAAUGUGAGACCUGCAGCAGAUACAUCAGUGGAAGAGUUCUGGAGGCCGGAGGAAAACACUACCACCCAACCUGUGCUCGGUGCUCUCGUUGUAACCUGAUGUUCAAAGAAGGCGAGGAAAUGUACCUGACAGGAUGUGAGGUGUGGCACCCAUUAUGCAAGCAGGCAGCGAGGGCGGAGAGGAGACUAAGGCACAGACGCCUGUCAGAGGCGUCCAUCUCUCCACCCGGCUCCUCCAUAGGCUCUCCCAAUAGAGUAAUAUGUGCCAGAGUGCAGAAUGAGAUCCUAGAUUAUAAGGACCUAGCUGCCCUGCCAAAGGUCAAGGCCAUAUACGAGGUCCAGCAGCCAGACCUCAUAUCCUCCUCAUACCAGCCGUACUACAGAUACACAUCUGAUGACAGGCUAGACUCAUACAGCUAUGGGGAGUCUCUUGGGACCCUCUCCCCCUAUUCUCAGGACUAUGACAGCCUAGAUAUAAAGCAGAGGCGAUGCUCCAGUCCAGGUUUUAUUGACUCACCCACUUAUAGUCGUCAGGGCAUGUCACCCAUCAUGCCUCGCUCUCCACAGCACUAUGGCUACACUGGCUCUGAGAGUGGCAGGAGUUCACCUUAUUACGGCCAAGAGGGGCGGUCAAGCACACCCACCACAAACCAGCCCCCUAAACAUUUUCAUGUACCAGACAUUCACAUGGAUGCAGCAACCAAAAGCCGGACCAGUGAGGACAUCCUCCGAUCCUCCAGACUGUCCACCUACUCUCCUGAGCCAUACUACCAGUCAGAGUCUGACUACUAUCCCUACACCAGCUCCCCAAAGGCCUAUCGGGUGCAGAGAAGACGCUUCUCGACAGGAGGAGAUGAAGAGAGUUGGAGUCGCGGUCUUCAAAGAAUUGGGAGUGGCAUUGGGAGGAUGAUCCUAAAGGAGGAGAUGAAAGCCAGAUCUGGUUCCUAUGACAACGACCCCUGGGGUAGUGCAAGAAAUUCUCGCAGUGGGAGCAAAGAAACACUCAACACUACAGGCUACGGCACCACGGUGUACAACAACACCGUCAACGGCUCUCCCAGAUCACAGCUCAGUGCUGAUAGUGAUUUUGUUUGUAAGUCUGCAUCAUUACCAGGAUAUGGGCGCAACGGCAUCCAGAGGCCUCAGAGUGCAGAUUGUUACCAGUACCAGUAUGACAGUAGUAGUGAAGUCAACUGGGGGAGCAAAGCAGAAUACAAGGUUUAUCCAUAUGAAGCACUCAUUGUCACCACAAGAGGUCGCAACAGGCUGCCCAAAGAUGUCGACAGAGCCAGACUGGAGCGUCACCUGUCCCCAGAGGAGUUUGUCCAGGUGUUUGGGAUGACAGUAGAAGAUUUUGACCGGCUGGCUCUAUGGAAGAGAAAUGAGCUCAAGAAACAGGCCCGACUGUUUUAAUGAAACACGGACCUCUGUUGAAUUCUGCCAUAUCCAGAGCGGGAGACUUUACUAUCUGUAGGAAGGGAGAGAUGGGAGGACUUCUCUUCAGUUUCACUGCCAUGGCUGAGAACCUGUUCUUUAUCUCCUCAUAUGAUGAACCAAAUCCUGGUCACACCGGUGUGGACACGUGCGACACAAUGGGAAGGCUGCAGAGACAUUAUGCACCAGUGUGAAGGACUGAUAAGCUGUUAAACGGUUGUCAAUGCAGCUGUGGAUGUGUUCUGAAGUGACGUGUAAGCAAUAGAGACUGUAGUCCAACAGUUGAGCUGUGCUUUUCUCAAGCUUGACGGGUUGAGGAUGGCAUGACUGUGCCCCUGUAAGUCCAGGUGUGGGGGCAUCUGUGACCAGAGCUACAGUGCAAAAUAUUAAGAGGAGGAUUUUUGGCUUUGCCUUAUUUGUUAUGCUCUCUUAGCUAUGAGUGUGCAGCACCAGCAAUCUGAAUGAGUAGAAUAUAGAUACAGUAUAUCAUUUAUGACACUUUAUGAGUGUGAAUGAGGAGAUGGGAAGAAUGGGUGAGUCAGCAUCUAUUUGCUUUGUUUCCUAAAAGAUUGGAUUUUGUUUACAUUUUAUUUUCUCUCUUUCACAUAGACAGCUGUUUCGCUCUCGUUUACACUAAUUGAUACACGAUAAACAAGAAACAGUCAAAGGUGGGCACAGUCUUUUCAACUGUAUGUGAUAGUUUUUGCUGUGUGUGCAAAUGGAAACCAAAGUGAGGAUGCAAGUACACGGACUAGCAGAUCCACCUCCAUGUGAUGUUCUGGCUGAAUAAGUCGACACUUGAUACAGUUCACUGUGCAGCUGUAGGGUAACCCAAAAGAGCGUGCAAUUCAGUAGAUUUAAUAGAUUAAAGAAACACAAAUGAAGUCGUCCAGCUCCAUGUUUUCCCGUUUAUCGCAAUAGAAUCAUGGCUAAAUAUGAUAGGACAUGAACUCUAGUCAUUCAUAAAUUAAUACAUUCACUAUUUAUAUUCUUUGAGAUUAAUCCAAUAAUUUUGUAGCUCCAGAGAUUAUAUUCACUCACAUUGAAAUGUUCUGUAAGGUAUUUAACACACUG